AUGGCGAAGCUCACUUCUUCAAGCUUCGUGGUGCUGCUCCUCGCGACGCUGCUGGCGUACCUGCAGGGGGCGAGCACAUCCAACAGCGACGAGAUCAUCCUCACCCGCAGCCAGAACGACGAAUUCUACGCAGACCCUGCAGCCAACUCGCGCGUUGUCAACCGCAACACAGGUUUCCCAGACCUGCUCAAUGCGGGCAUCGAUGAUCUCCAGGGCGGCCUGUCGCGCGGCGAGUUCACGAGCGUCGAGCUCGUCGAGGCGUACCUGGGCCGCAUCGACGAGGUCAACAUCAACGGUCCCGGUCUGCGCGCCGUGCUCGAGACGAGUCCUGCCGCACUGCGUGAAGCCAAGAGACUCGACGAGGAGAGGGCGCAGGGCAAGUCGCGCGGCCCACUGCAUGGCGUGCCCAUCCUCGUCAAGGACAACGUGGCCACCGAUGCCGAGCUGGGCAUGAACACCACCGCGGGCAGCUAUACGCUGCUCAACUCGAUCGUUCCGGGCGACUCGCCGUCGAUACACACGCUGCGAAAGGCAGGUGCGAUCAUCCUGGGCAAGGCCAACAUGUCGGUGUGGGCUCAAGCGCGUGGCUUGGUCAACCAGACGCAGGGAUUCAGCCCGCGCGGCGGCUUCGGCACCUCGGCGUACUGGCCCGCUGGCAACCCAUGCUCGUCGUCGUCGGGCUCCGCAGUCGCAGUAGCCGCAGGCCUGGCCACCGCUUCCGUCGGAUCGCAAACGUCCGGCUCGAUCAUCUGUCCGGCGAGCUACAACAACAUUGUGGGUAUCAAGCCCACCAUCGGCCUCAUCAGCCGAAACGGCGUCAUCCCCAUCUCGUUCACCCAGGACUCGGCGGGUCCGUUUGCGAGGACCGUCAAGGACGUCGCCCAUCUGCUCACCGCCAUGGCGUACCGCGGCAGCGAUCCGGGCGACAACGCCACAUGGACGCAGCCGCCCGAGGUGGCCAAGGGCAUCGACUACGCUGCCGCCUCCCACUUCCACGCAAAGAAGCAAAAGCCACUGGCGGGUAUGCGCCUCGGUUACUCGGGCGAGCAGUUCUUUGCCAACCAGUCCAUCCAGUCGUACGACGACUCGGUGGCCGCGGCCUACACGCGCUCGAUCCAGGUGCUGCGCGACCAGGGAGCCGAGAUGGUCGAAGUGACGCUCGAAUGCAUCGGCGACCAGACCGACCCCAACCAGACGGCAUGCUACAACGCCACCGACAUCACCCAGACGGCCCUGUGGCAGACCGAAAUGCGCUACGGCCUCGAACACUACAUCGCCGGGCUCAAAGAGGUGCCUUCGGCCGUGUACGAUCUGGGUGGAAUCGUGUACUUUGGCAUUGCCAAUCCGGAGCUCGAGUUGCCCGGCAACCAGACCGACCAGGGCUACCUCACCCAGGCGCUCAUGACGCGACCCAACGCCACCGUCGAUGCCUACCGCGAGUACGGCUUCCGCCUCUCGCGCGAGAUGGGCAUCGGCGGCGCACUCAACAAGUAUGGUGUGCAGGCCAUCGUCUCGCCCUCGGGUGGCGACUGGCCGUUGUACCCGAUCGCCGACCGUGCGCAGUACCCCGUGAUCAGCGUACCCAUGGGCUUCUACUCCAACACCACCGAACCAGGCGCCGACUUCCCCUACUACCCCUACCCCGAUGCCCCCACGGGCCUCUCGUUCACCAGCCGCAAGUGGACCGAGCCGCUGCUGCUCCAGAUCGCCCAUGCCUACGAACAGGCCACCCACGUGCGCUGGUCGCGCCGCCCUUACCCGGCCGCCGAGGCAAAGAGCCAGAUCAAGGCCAUCGUGCCGCCCGCCAACUGA
Molecule: messenger RNA, 1812 nt
Organism: Moesziomyces antarcticus
Lineage: Eukaryota; Fungi; Basidiomycota; Ustilaginomycetes; Ustilaginales; Ustilaginaceae
Product: amidase siGNATure enzyme
Exons: 1
Coding region: 1-1812 (603 amino acids)
Source: RefSeq, a predicted model, not a curated record